AUGGCUGACAGGUCGGCUAUAUUCGGUGUUCUCACCACCUCAGCCAUUGCAGGGACCAUCGCAGAAUCCCUUCAUCGCUACACUGAUGACCUUCCAGAGGACUCUUCGCGUGAUAUUCGUGGUGUUUUUAACUGUCUACUUGACAUCAAAGCCAUAUUGAGGGAUCUCGAUCUAGCAUUUCAAGACCCUCGGUUCAAUCGCUCAUCGCGAGAGUUGCUGGACGACAUUGAACUGGGUAUUGGAAGCUGCUCCAGGAGCUUGAGGGAAUUGGAUGUUAUUGUGGCACGAUACACAUCUGGGAGACGGCUAGCGAGUGCAAGAAGGGCAUGGUACGAAAUACAGGAGAGCUUUCAUAAAGCAGAUGGAUAUGCUCUUGUUGGAAGAUUGGAAGUUCACAAGACGUUCUUGUUGCAGUUGAAGGGCAUUCUUCAAUUUAAAAACGGUACUGGUCGGACCGAGACACACCGCACGAAGGAGAAGGUGAAGUACCAUGGCGAGAGCCACGAGCGUGCUGCCAGGCAAGUCCGUGACAUGGAGGACCAUCGAAGACGCUAUCCAGAAGAGAAGACAUAUGUCUACAGAUGCCCGGCACCAGUUCCUUCACCUCCUUAUGACGCACCUCAGCAACAACGCCGGACCUAUGUUCCCCCUGGAACAUUUCCACCGACACCACCCAUGGAGCCACAGAGGAGGAGUUUCACCCCAGGUGUUGGAUUGACGACGUCGUUCCCGCCCACACCACCUAUGGAGCCGCUUAGGUAUCACCAUAUGUCAUCUCCGCAUGGAUCUUCCCACGGAUCUACCCACGGAUCCGUCCAUGGAUCCUCUCAUGGGUCUCCCCAUGGGUCCGUUCAUGGGUCGAGGCCUAUGUCACCUGAGACACCAAUGACGCCUCCCAGUAGGUAUGCACCACCACCAGCACCAUCACCAAUGUCGUCUCCUGCCGGAAGGUCGAGGGGAAGUGGUGGUCUUGGUAGUGCCCUUGCUGCCGUGCCCGGAUCCAAACCAAGCUGGUGGAACGGUAUCUCCGAUGUGCCAGCCCCUGGAAAUGUCAGUCCAGUAAGCAGCGGCGGUAGCAGUGGUGGUAGCAGCUCUGGAUCAAGGAAUGUUGAGGGUUCGCAAUGCUUUGGGAUGCCUAUGGACUCGUUGAGUAUGGCGAGGGAGGAGAUUGAGAUCAUCAAAGUCGAAUUUGAUAACGACCUUACUCUCCGUCUCUAUCGCGAUGAAAGUAGCGAUGCAGCCAAAGUAGUAUGCACCAUCGGCCCGCAAUUCGGCGUCGGUUCAGGCGACUACUUCAACCAGCGCUCCGCACCAAACAAGUUCCAAACAUUCAUCGAUGCCAGUCUCCUCACAGUCAGCCGAGCAGGCAGCAGCCUACACCUCAAGAGACGUGGAAUCAUGUGGGCGUGUCUCUACUUCACCGACAUCGAGAACAUGGUCCUUUUCUACCACACCUUCCUCGCCUUACGCUUCAACGGGCCCAACGCACCAAGCCCCAAAAAGUCCGAAUACUGGCUCGAUGGCGAAGAGCUCCUCUUCUCAGCCGAGAUCGACGACGCCGGCUACCCACACCUCCUGCGCGUCCUGCGGGACCGCGACUCAGGCGUCGUCCGCCUCGCGUCGGCUAACGUCGAGGGCGAGUUCACGGAUAGCACUGUCUGGACUGCGUUCAUCACGGACUACAUUGGACAGCCAGAGUGGAUGCACUGCUCAAGAUCGAACAAGAUUGUGCUCCGUACUAUGAGGCAGUUUGCGUUUACGGACUACUUUGACACGAAUACGUGGAAGAACUUUGAGUUGAGGUUUAUGGUACCCGGUGAUGCGAAGGCGUUUGAGACGGUCAUUAAUGAGUUGAGGGUGCCGGCUGUUGGGGGUACUCCGUACUAA
Morchella importuna is the source of this 1887-nucleotide messenger RNA. RefSeq lists its product as uncharacterized. The transcript has 5 exons. NCBI's taxonomy places the organism in Eukaryota, Fungi, Ascomycota, Pezizomycetes, Pezizales, Morchellaceae. The record is from RefSeq and is a predicted model, not a curated record. The coding region runs from base 1 to 1887 and encodes 628 amino acids.